AUACUGAUUUAUAACAAUACAAUCACUCGUACAACGUCUGAAACUUGAAUUGCGUCUCUCAAAGUGCUAUAUACAAAUGGGAGAGACCUUUCAUACUGAUUAAUAUCUAAAUUAAAUCAACAAUACAGUAUUAAUAAAUUUUGUGUAUCUAGUAGUGUUUUUUUUUGUGUUUUUUUGUCAUAAUUGUAAUAAUAAGUACAUACGUUUUAAUUCAAGUACUUAUCGCGUUUAGUGCAAAGUUAAUGAGUAUAACCGUCGUCGGUGUGUAUGCAGAGUCCUUAAUUAUAAAAAAAUUGAAAGCCGCGUACCAAAAUUUUGUGCGUUAUUUCUCAUGUACAACAUAAUCGUUAAAAGUGUCGAAUAAAUUUAUUUAAAAAACAUAAAGAGCAGCAUGUUAGUCAGCGUGUGCGUGACGUUGGGCCUUGCGCUGUUGGCCUCCAGGUACCGCGACAACGUGCUUCGGAGCGUCAAGCGCCUGUGCCAGGGCAUCGCCGUUUCGAUGAUUCCUACGCGCGCCAACAACCACCCGGAUACCCCUGCCACGCAACGACAUCAACAGCCGCAGCAAAAGCUCCUACUCGAGCUUAAUAAGGAUGUUAUCCUGGCCGAUUCUCCUGAAUUGUGCGAGUACGCUGUUCAACGCAUUCGUUGCAAUUCAUCGGACAGAGUUUUGGGAUUUGAUUGCGAAUGGGUAAACGAAGGCCCCGUCUCGUUGCUGCAGCUCGCCACUCGCAACGGUGUUUGCGCCCUGUUUCGCCUCAAUAAAAUUGGACACAUUCCCCAAGGACUCAAGGAGUUGCUGGCGAGCCGGGAACUGCUGAAGGUCGGAGUAGGAUCGGGCGAGGACGGCCGUCGGAUAGCCAAGGAUUACAAGUGCCAAGUCCUGGGAAGCGUGGAUCUGCGCAACUUGGCCAAUCGGCUGGGCUUGACGAGUCCGAGGAGUCUGGCUGGGUUCUGUGUCCACUACCUGGGCAUCGAGAUGGACAAGGCCCCCGAAGUGAGGUGCGGCGACUGGAACGCCGAGCGUCUUGCUGACGAACAGAUCGCCUACGCCGCUACCGAUGCCUUGGUCUCCGUUCUCAUUUAUCACGAGAUAUUGAAGAAGGUGAAGCAAAAGCGCACUUUGUGGGAAAGUUGUAAGGCUUUGGUGAAACAGUACCUUUACCGCAUCCACACGAGGAACAUCGAUGCGGACUCAUUUGGUUUACCCCCCGGUGUAAUCGACGCAAGGUACAAAAAUUUAAACGACAGUUCGUUACUUGCAAUAAAUAAAGUUGAUAGUACGGUUGAUAGUAAAAAUGGCCAAUUAAUUAGUAUUAGUAACAAUAAGUUAAAGAGCAACAGUAUACCAGUGAGAAGCAAGCCGCUGUACCAUAAUUGCUAUUUGCAAGCGCCGGACGGUGAAAUAUUGUGUACGUGCGAUAAAAAAAAGGCCGAGUGGUACGUGUUCAAGCAGCUGGGCGAUGUCGUUCAGGAGGAUCCGUUCACCAUAAGGCUGAAGUUCGAGCCGUCCGGACGGGCUCUGGGCGAAGUCGGCCGAUAUUAUACGCAAGUGAAAAAAAAUCAGUGCGUGGUGUGCGGAACCUCGGACAAAUUUGUCAGGAAGAACGUUGUCCCGAGGGAAUACCGCAAGUACUUCCCAAUUGUGAUGAAAUCGCAUCAAUCGCACGAUAUAUUGCUGUUGUGUCCGACCUGUCAUCAAAACAGCAACUUUUACGACUUGCAGCUCAGGCGGGAGCUCGCGGAAAAGUGCGACGCACCGUUGCUUGCAGAGACAAUGGCAUCGUCCCGCAACGAAAUUCCGCCGAAAUUGAAGCUGCUCAAAACAGCGGUAAAAGUGUUGAGAGAUUCUAAAACCACGAUACCUUUGGCGAGGAGGCAAGAGUUGGAGGCGCUGGUUUUAGCAUGGACUGGUUAUCCGGUAGUCACUCCCGAAAUGCUCCAUUGCUUGCACGAACAAUUAAUGAAGGAACCACUUUACAGAGCUAAUCAUACGGAUCCUACGAAAAGAACUCUGCUACAUGGUCCCAAGGUGGUCGAGUAUUUUAAAAAUAGAGGGGGUGGCCUCAUGGAACUGGAAAAAUUAUGGAGAGAACACUUCCUAAAGACCAUGAAACCUAAGUACUUGCCAGAAUUGUGGUCCGUUAGUCACAAUCAGGAGCGCUUGAAUAUUCGUUACGACGAAAGUAGAAUAGAACCCAAAGAUGCGAUUUUAGCUGGCAUCAAAUAAUAAUGGUGGCCAAGACCGUUACUGUGAUUAAAUUAAUUUUUCAACUUAAAUAAGUACACGUAUAAGAGCGUGUACUCAUUUUUUUUUUGCAAGAUUGUGUAAUGUACAUAUUUGUAUAGAAUUUAUA
Copidosoma floridanum is the source of this 2357-nucleotide messenger RNA. It is a transcript of the gene Exd2, whose product is annotated as Exonuclease 3'-5' domain-containing 2. The record is from RefSeq and is a predicted model, not a curated record. Gene Ontology annotation, biological process: nucleobase-containing compound metabolic process. Gene Ontology annotation, cellular component: nucleus; cytoplasm. NCBI's taxonomy places the organism in Eukaryota, Metazoa, Arthropoda, Insecta, Hymenoptera, Encyrtidae. Gene Ontology annotation, molecular function: nucleic acid binding; 3'-5' exonuclease activity.